AUGGAUCCAGACACCCAAGUUGAUAAAGCCUAUAGAGAUUCAGUUUUCAGCAAGCUUCGCCCACUUCCAGGAAACCAAACCUGCUUUGAUUGUACGGCAAAAAACCCAAUCUGGUGUUCAGUCAACUUGGGGAUUUUUAUUUGCUACGGAUGCACUUCAACACAUAGAUCUCUUGGAAUAUUUUUCUCUGUUUUCUUUAUUAAAAAUAUUUUUGAAAAUAUCUGCUUACAAUAUCUUUCCCAAGAAAAAUGCCAAAAUAACUACAUUAGACUAGAUUAGAAUUCGCCGUUCGUCUUUCUACAGGAUCGGUGGAUUUUCAUCCAAUAUGCUCAUCAUCCAGAAGGAAUCCUGCAGAUUUUUUCCCGACUCCACAGGAGAGUCUUGCAGAAACAAAGCUCCGAUGUCCUUAGGUCUUGAUUUCUCUGGGCGCGAUUCCAAAUAUUGUGCUUGUCCCAUGACAUCUUGCAGGUCUGUGAGGAUUAUGCACUCGCUAAUAUGUCCUUUCCAAAAUCAUCAGAGGUAUAUGCGAUCUUUAUACAUCAAUGAUACAGUAAUGGCUCCACCUAGGUUUCUCACUCAGGCUUUCCCUGCAAAUAAUGAGAAAAUUGCGCCAAGAGUUGAGCCGCAAUAUUAAUAAAUAGAAAAAUAACUAUAUAAAGUGCUUAAUUUUUUAAUCAAUCUCUUGGUACUCAUUUAAGCUUCGUCCGGUCUAGUGACUACGACAUGUGGACUCUACGUCAGUUAGCCUACCUCGAGCUCGCAGGAAACAAAAAAGCUAAAGAUUUCUUCAGAUCCCACGGUAUUCACGGAGCAGUUGACUAUUCUUCUCAAAUAGCUGAAAGAUGGAGAAACGAGCUCGCUGAAAACGUAGAAGAACUCUACCCACGAGCCAUCAAGCGAAAAGAAUCCCACACAGAAACCGAAGAAAACGCUAUAAAACCUAUAAUCCACACUCAAAUAGUCCAUAACGAAGAGAAAAAAGUGGAAGAAGUCAAACAAGAAGUCCCAAAAACAGCAGCCGUUGUAAAGCAGACUGUCCAUAUAUUAAACAAGCCUAAAUACACCCCGCCAACAGAAACACAGCAUAGGUUUAGAAAAACAAAAGUAGAAGAAACAGCGUCCCCUGCUAUGUUUAAGCCAGUCAGCUUUAAGCCACCUGUAGACGAAGAAGAAUUUUUUGACCCGCAGCCUCUUAAGCCUCCUGAAAGACAAGUCCCAGUUAUCUCAUCAGAACCAAUUGUCCCGCAGCCUGCACCAGCUGUAAUUCAAAAGAAAAAUGUAGAGAAAAAAGGCUUUGGGAGUGAAGAUUUUGAACAGAAAAGACUGACUGAGAGAGCAAAUAAGCAGAGAUUAGCAGAACUUUCGUCUGCAAGGGCAAUUUCUAGUGACAUGUACUUUGGAAGAGAAGAAAAUAAUGGAACAAGCAAUGAUAAUGCUGAGUAUAUUAGAGAAGAAGCAAAUAGGCUUGCAGAAAUUGCAAAGGAAAAAGCUGGAGAGGUAAUGAAUAUUUAGUUGAAAAACAAGGCAGUUAAUAUAUGGAAUAAUUUGCAUGAAAGGUUUGGGUCAUAG
Blepharisma stoltei is the source of this 1569-nucleotide messenger RNA. The record is from the annotation of a GenBank genome assembly. NCBI's taxonomy places the organism in Eukaryota, Ciliophora, Heterotrichea, Heterotrichida, Blepharismidae.